Amphimedon queenslandica is the source of this 10222-nucleotide messenger RNA. RefSeq names its product mucin-17-like. The transcript is spliced from 6 exons. The coding region runs from base 100 to 10062 and encodes 3320 amino acids. The record is from RefSeq and is a predicted model, not a curated record. Lineage: Eukaryota; Metazoa; Porifera; Demospongiae; Haplosclerida; Niphatidae. Gene Ontology annotation, molecular function: hormone activity.
AGCCUUUGCAGCUUUUAAAGUCCAGUUUUUUCAGACAUUGUAAACUUGUUUGAGCUCAUAAGUGGGUGUGGAAAAACUGUAGCUGCUGAUUAUCUCAAAAUGACCUACAGGCUGUUGUUAGCAGUCUCUUUUAUUGUUGUUCUAUUAGCAAGCAAUGCCAAUGCUCAGGAUCCUCCAGCGCUACUAGCAUUUGCUAUGAACCUGCAGCAGGUUCCAGGAAUAAUUGGAUUUCAAUUUGACUCACAAGUUCAAGCUGAGUCGUGCAAUCCAUCUGAAGUCACUCUCAAAAGCUCCAGCGAUGGAACUGGUUCAGAAUUUUCUCUCACUGGAGGUUCUUGCACUCUAUUAGAUGGUAGGCUAUUACUUACACUGACAGCUGAAGAUAGGCAAUCUCUUGAUGCUGAUACGUCUCUAGCAACGUCUGCUGACAAUACGUUUAUAACACUUGGAGGACAAUUUGUUAUAAGUACAGAAGGAGUGCCUAAUGAAGCUGUUGAAACCCCAGUACAAGUAACAGACUUUAUAGGAGGAGGAGCACCUCCAGCUGGCCUCACUAUUGAUUUCUCUUUACUUGAUCUCAAUGCUGGAUUCCUUACAUUAGGAUUCACUGCUGAUAUUGCUAAUCUUAAUCCAGUUGGUAUCAAUAUCAGUAAUACAGGACUGAACACUACUGUAGUGAUAAUUCCUGAUUUCAUUACGUUAGAACAACCAGUCAAUAGUGUCAAUAUAACUCUCUCACAAGCUAACUUGAAUUCAUUAAAGAUUGCUUUUGGUUCUUCUAUUAAUUUUACUGCAUGGAGUGUUUCCAUAGGUCCGGAUACAGCCACUACUUCUGAUGGAACAACUAACACUCCAGCCACUAUACAGCUGACCAGUGCAGUUCCUGACACUACUUCUCCUAUAUUCCAAGCUCUUGGUCUUAACAUGAAUACCAGCACUGCUCUGAUUACAUUUGAUGAACCGAUCGAUAUAGCAGCUGCUGAUUUAGAUGCUGUUUAUUUAGUCAACCGGGUAUCUCCUCCAUUUUCAACUAAUUAUAGUUUAAUUGAUUCAACGCUCAGUGCUUCACAAGGUUUCACUAUGGUCUCCAUCACUUUCUCUUCAAAUCUUGCCAAUCAGUUGAAAGCUAACCCAUUGAUAGCAACAGCUAUAGAUAGUUCUUUAUUCUUCUUUCAGCAGGUCAGUUUCAGUGACUUUGGUGCUAAUAUUCUCCCAGUAAUGCUGAGAGCUUCUACUGUUGAUUUCUUUACAGCUGAUGCCACUCCACCAAAUUUGAUUUCAUUCAGUGUAUCACUGGAUUCUGGUACCAUGGACAUGACAUUUGACGAACCUCUUGAUCAAAGCUUUGAUAUAACUGGUAUCACGUUUCUCUCUGGCUCAAUGUCACUGAUAUUUGAUAGUCAGGCAUCAUCAGUCAAUUAUAGUUCACUCUUCACGACUGUGAACAUCCAGUUUAGCACCUUGCAAGUUAAUGAGAUCAAACUCCUACUCUUCAAUACCAGCAGCAGUAACGUCAGCAUAGCAAUGAGUAGUCCCACUUGUAAUGACACUACUGGCAAUCCAGUCACACCCAUCCCUCUCUCUGAUCCAUUGACAGUUAGUAGUAUCGCUGGAGAUCAAAUACAUCCAUUCCUUGUCUCAUUCUCACCAACACAACGUCCUCCUGAUGCUUAUUCAAUGAGUUUCACUUUCAAUGAGUAUAUGGAUCCUGGUUCAUUUGAUCCUAAUACUUUAAGCCUCACACUGACAAGCUCAGUUUAUGGUACUAACGUAUUCUCGUCUUUCUCUGGGGGUACUCUGACUAAUGUCGACUAUUUCACUUUUAUUUAUUUCUUUGAUCUCUCAAGUCUACCAUCAAAUUUCCCCAUUGCAUAUCAAAUAGCUUAUUACUCAGGGAAUAUGUCCGUUACUUUUGGAAGUGACUUUAUUUCUGAUCUAGCUGGUAGGAUUGUCUUCACUCCAGACCCACCCCCAGUUGUUUCCUCUAAUGAAACUGAUACUUCAGUUCCACCAUCUCUACAAUCCUUCUCUCUUAAUCUUGCUCAAGGAUUAAUCCAGUUAACAUUUUCAGAAGAGGUUGUUCUUCUUGAAGGUUCAGCUACUUCUCUCACUCUUCAAAGCAAUAGCAAUGGAGAUAAUACCUUCUCCUUCAGUGCUGCUACUUAUGGUAACCUUCAAGGUUUGACUGGUUCUAUUAUUAGCGUUAAUAUCGAUUCUAAUGACCUUCAAUCAUUAUUAUCAAACAAUGCUAUAGGUACUAGUGUUGAUAAUACAUUCUUGGUAGUAUCGCAAUCUCUAGCUAUUGAUUACAGUGGUAAUAUGAUCACUAAUUCUGCUCCAAUUCAAGCAGCAAGUGUAAUACCUCCAUCAACUUCUUCUGCUACAACAGCUCCCUCAACAACCAGUGCAGUAUCCUCCUCUAUCAUGAGUAGUUCAUCAGUAGCAGCUGCAAGCAGUAGUUCAGUUGCUAUUUCUACGACAGCAGUUCCCUCAACAACAGAUAUGCCAACAAAUACAAUAGCACCAACCUCCACUGUGGCAGGUACAAGCUCAGCAGUGACCUCUGUAAUGACAGCUACUACAGCAGUAAUCAGCUCUACAGGAGUAGUUAGUACUACUCCAGCUAGCUCCACUCCAGCUAGUUCUACAACAAUAGCAGUUAGUUCCACUCCAGCUAGUUCCACUGCAGAUGUUAGUUCUACUACAGUAUCAGUAUCAGCUACUACAGUAUCAGCUAGUUCAAUAGCUCCUUCCUCUACUACAGUAGCAGGUAGUUCAACACCAGCACCUUCCAGUACACCAGUAGUGAUUACUGAUUCAGUCCUUGAUAUGAACAGUGGUAUCAUGAACAUGACAACAAGCAGGGACAUUCAAAUUAUUCUUGUUGCUAAUAACCUAUUGAUAAACAAUGGUACCUCAUCCUAUGCAUUAACUUCAGUUAGCAAUUAUAAUCGUAUCACGGGUACAGAGUUCAUGAUAACCAUUGGAUCACUGGAUCUUAACUCUUUGAAGGUCCUAGAACCGUCAGUGAACUGGUCACUGACAAUACAAGCUGGUGCUGUAUUUGAUAUAUCUGGUGGUACUAAUGUACUGCAGACUGUUCCAUUCAGUGAGUUCAUAGCUGACAUGACUCCUCCUUUAUUGCUAGCAUUCAUUAUUGAUAUGAACUCUGAGACCAUAACCUUAUCGUUUGAUGAGCCAAUCAUUGAUAUCAAUGUAGCUAGUGGUGUCUAUCUCACCAAUUCAUCAGUUAGUAGUACACCAAGUGCCUAUCAGUUGAGUUUAUUGCUUCAGUCCUCUACAAUUGAUUCAAUGACUUUUGCUCUAACAACACUUGAUCUGAACAUGCUAAAAUUUGAUUCUACAAUUGCUACAAGUGUCCUAAAUUCGUUUAUCUUCUUGGCCCAAUCAAGUUUUGAAGAUUACAGUUCUAACCCCAUAGGGCCUGUAAGCUCUCAAGCUAGCUCAUUCACACAGGACUUUACUCAACCAACCUUAGUCUCAUAUCAAAUUAAUCUAAAUUCUGCUAGCAUGACAUUCACCUUUAGUGAACCAGUCAUUACCAGUUCUAUUAAUAGUAACGGAGUGGUUAUAUCCGGUUUUUCACCGAUCACUUCAUCAGCAAAUGUAGCAGUAUCGUUGAUUGGUGGGUCUGUGUACGAUACUAUUAUUAGCGUUUCUAUUAAUAGUAACAUUAAUGAGAUCAAAUUAGCUCUAUACGGUAGCUCUACUGCCUAUAUCUCAGUCCCUUCUACAUUUAUAAUGGACACAGCUAAUAUUGGCCUCAGUGUUAUUAAUAUGCUUUCUCCUCUUGAAGCCUCUCAAAUAUUUCAGGACACAACCUCACCGUCAGUCACUGGUUUCUCUCCUAAUGCAUCUUCUCCCAUUGCUGGAUCCAUUAGCUUCAUCUUCAAUGAAUAUGUAGAUAUUACUACACUCAGUGAAUCCAGUAUUACCAUUACUAUCAGCAGCUCUGUCAUCAAUGGAUCAUAUCACAUGUUUAAUGGAGGCACAUGGUCAUCAGCUCCCAACAAUGCCACUGUCAUAUAUUCAUUCAGUAGUGGAGACAGGGAACAACAGUUCUUUGGUAUUGGGUACCUUUUAGCUGUUAAUUCCGGUCAAGUCUCUACCACUUUCACCACUGGCCUAGCGACAGAUCUUGCUGGAAAUAUUGUCAACACUCAAGUAUCUCCGCUAACAUAUACAGCUGUGGUUCAAGAUAACGUCAGACCUCAGUUUGAAUCCUUCACCAUUGAUCUUGAUGCUGGAGAAUUGAUGCUUAGUUUUUCUGAAGACGUCAUCCUCAUUGCAAUCAAUGGUAACGUUCAAAUUCAAAGCUCUUCCAUUAAUCCUUCAGACGUGUUCAUCUUGAACACUGCUGCUUACACCAAUCAAACAGGAUUGUAUGGAACUAUUAUUAACAUCAGACUGACUACUCUUGAUUCUGGCCUGCUGUUUAAUAAUACCAAUCUUGCUAACAGUGUUAAUGACACAUACUUGAGUUUAUUGGAAGGAUUUGGAGUCGAUUACUCAGGAAAUUCUCUCAUAGCAACUACUGAUGGGAUAAAAGCAAGUCAAGUCGUAACGUCACUCACUCCUGACAAUCCACCAUUACUACAAGAUGCUACUCUGGAUCUGAACAGCAACACAUUGCUAUUAACGUUUAGUAUGGCAAUGAAUCCAUCUCUUACUGCUCCUGAUCUUAUCUCAAUAGCUCCUAUUGGAGUCUCCUUGAGUGCUGGUGCUAGUGUGGAGCUCUUUAAUGGGAACGAUACAAUCCUCUUACUCUCCCUCACUCCCUCUGACUCUUCCAAUAUUAAAUAUUUAUUUACAGCUGGUAUGAGCGUUUCACUGGGAUCCAAUUCAGUGUACAGUACUGAAGGUGAAGGUAGCUUAAUACAGUCUGUUACCAUAGAAACUAUAAUAGCGGAUACCACUGGUCCUUUAGUAUCCACGUAUUCCUUUGAUUUGGACAGUGGUCAGAUAUCUAUUACAUUUACUGAACCAGUUUCCAAUUCCACCUACAAUUCAUCCAAUGUGUGGCUAAGCAAUGUGAACAGUACCCAACCUACUGGUCUAUCAUUAGCUAAUAGUGCUAUAGCAUCAAGCAGUGUUAGUAAUACGAUAUUGACUAUACAGUUACCCACAUCUAUUAUCACUGCUGUCACUUCUGAUCCUAAUCUAGCUACGUCUACUGCAAACACAUUCUUAUUCUUUGCAGCUGAUAGCUUUCAAGAUUUGUUCUCAAAUCCCUUGCAGUCAAGUCCUUCAAGUAUUCAGCCGUCAAGUUUUGUUGGUGACACUACAGCUCCUUCUCUUCAGUCCUAUACAGUUGAUCUUAACACUGGAAUACUCUCACUGUCUUUCAGUGAAGUUAUGAUUGUAUCUUCGUUUGACAUAUCUCAAGUUACUCUCUCAGUGUCUAGUAAUAAUCUUGUAAUAACGGACUCCAGUACAGUGAGCACUGGCUACAACAGUGUCAUUAACAUAGAGGUGCAAGGGUCUUCUCUCAACCAGUUAAAGGCACUGAUCAAUGGUGGAUCAACAGUUAGUCUCAGCAUGACAUCCUCUGCUGCAAUGGAUGCUAGUUCUAAUCCAGUCACUAGUAUAUCAACCCCAUUAGUUAGUUCAAUGGUCUUCCUUGAUACAAUGUCACCUUCUCUUGUUAGUUUAUCUGCCAGCACUGUAGACCAAAGAACACUCAAUAUCACUUUUAAUGAGUACAUACUGCCUUCUUCAUUCAACCCAGCAGGUAUUACACUGUAUCUCAAUACCAGUACAGGUCUUUAUACAUUCAGUGAUUUCACUCAAGGAGCAGCACCUAGUGGUGUCUCUUCCAAGUUGACAUUCAUUUUCAGUGAAGCUGAGUUCCAGGGUAUGGUAGCAAUACGGUACCAGCAAGCCUAUUAUUCAGGCAGUAUUGGUAUCAGCUUAGCUCCUACUGCUGUUACUGAUAUUGGGGGAAAUGAGGUCACUCAAUCAACUGUGUAUUACUUUAGCAUGAUGAGCGACCCAGUCUCACCUCAGCUAGUAUCAUUCCAACUAAACCUUGACACUGCUAAUCUAACUAUGACAUUCUCAGAGCCAGUAGUCAUUAACCAGAUACAGCAACAAGUGACUGUACAAAAUGCAGCAACUGAUCCAACAGAAAGUUACACACUCACAUCUUCUGGUUACGAUACUCAAGAAGGAGCUGUUGGAACCACUGUUUCACUGAUACUGUCAUUAGGAGAUGUAAUAAGUAUUGCCGGUAACCCAAGUCUUGGUAGCUCAGUCAGUAAUACUUACCUGUUACUGGGGGCUAGUAUUGCUGUGGACUUUAGUGGUAAUUUCUUGCAAACUCAAGCUAGUUCAAUACAGGCUUCAUCAGUUGUUGAUUACUCUGGUCAACUCAACCCGCAAGUGAGAACGUUUGAUCUUGAUCUUGAUUCCGAUCAAAUGACACUUCAUUUCAGUGCUCCUGUCAAUGUCAGUACACUCGUUGCAUCAAGGAUCACGUUAUUGAAUGAUACCAGUGAUCCAAUCACCUCAAUAUCACUGACUAACGUAACACUGAUUGCUCAAGGUGAGCAAACUGAUUUCCGUUUCCUACUCAACACUCAUGAUAUCAUUAACAUUAAGAGACACCCAUUGUGUUACACUUCUAGCAAUUGUUAUGGUAGCUUUGCCCAAGGGCUGGCUCUUAAUUCCAUUCAGUUGCCAUCAGCUCCUACUCCAUCGAUACAGGUGAGUACUCUAGUUCAAGACGUUACUCCUCCAAGGUUUCUUGCUUUUCCUGUCUUUGACUUAAACUCUGGUUUAUUUACUAUUAUAUUUUCUGAGCCAAUCAAUGGAUCAAGUGCCCAGUUUACUCAAGUCACUUUCUCAAAUUCUGUGAAUAAUCCAAGCCAAUCGGUCACUCUUACCGAAGGAUUUACUUCUCCUGAUAGCAUUGAGAUUGAUUUCCAUCUCACUCGGCCUGAUCUAAAUGCAUUAAAGUAUCGUCUUAAUCUCUGUACUGACAGAACCAAUUGUUGGGUGGCACUGCCUUCAUUCUUUAUAUCUGAUAUUGGUUCUAAUCCUUACUUGCACUCCAACUAUCAGCCUGGAGCUAUGGCUAGCUACCAUCAGCCUACAGUGUUUGUUCCAGACACUACCCAACCUUCUCUGGAGAGGUUCAGUAUUGACAUGAAUACUGGUCAGAUUACACUGUCUUUUGAUGAAGUGGUGGAUGAAAUGUUUUUUGAGGCUAAUGACGUUACCUUGCUUAACACUACAGGACCAAACCAUUUGAGUAUUGCAUUAAGUAAUGAUACUCAAUACAUUAGGAUUAAUGAGGGAACUGAGAUAGUACUGACACUGACCACUGAUGACUUGAACUGGAUCAAAGCCAGAGAUAUAUUUGAUGACAUUAACAACUCUUUCUUGUCAUUGGUUACACUAAUGUCUGACGUAUCAGGUAAUGUAUUGGAAGAUGCUAUUGGUAUGCAGGCAUGGACUUUCACAAGAGAUGAAUCAGCAGUGAAUCUCAUUCAAUUCAAUUCAUUUGAUCUUGAUGCUGGUACAUUUGUGCUUUUAUUUGAUGAGCCGGUAAACCCACAGACCUUCAAUAUGACGGCUCUGGUGUUCUCCAGUGGUACCAGUGGCUCUCCUGUCACUUACAGACUAACUGGUGGGAUCUUAGCUUCAUUCAAUGAUGAGAAACUAUCGUUUCAAUUUCAGUUUAUAGUCAGUGACAGAAUUGCCAUCAAACUGCUACCUGGUUUAAUGACCAACGAAGCCAAUACAUACGUAUACACUGACUCUAAUCUUGUAGCAGAUACUUCUGUCAAUUAUAAUGCACCAAUUCCCAUCACAUCAGCUCUCAGAGUAGCUUCAGGCGGUUUCAUUCCUGAUACUUCCCUAGCUGAGUUAGAUUCCAGUGAGCUGGACAUGAAUACAGGGAGUCUAAAGCUUGUAUUUAAUGAUGUCAUCAGUGCCAAUAGUUUAAUGCCGUUUUUAAUUAGCAUUCAAAGUACUCCUUCAAUAAAUGAUGGGACUAAGCACACACUAUCAACUAGUAGUGUUACAAGCACUCAGAGUUCUAAUGUAAUAUUCAUUUAUCUCCCAAAGAGUGAUUUGGAUAGCAUUAAAGCUAAUCUUGAUCUUGCAACACAGUCCAGCACUAGUUAUGUAUCCUUCCCAACUACAGCAGCACAAGAUAUUGAAGGAAGGAAUGUCAUUGGUGUAGCUAAUACUGCAGCUCAGAGAGUGUCACUGUAUACCCCAGACACCACUCAACCUCAGUUGCAAUCCUACACCAUUGACAUGGAUACUGGAACACUAGCACUGACUCUAUCUGAGCCAGUUCUAUUGCAGUCAUAUACUCCACAGGAACUGACCAUACAGAACACAGCCAGCACUCCCAGUUCAUCAUUCACCCUUACAUCAGGGACUGUCUCUGCCGAUAAUGAUAUUGCUGAUAGUAUCAUUACAUUGACUUUAGAUUAUGAUGAUCUAAAUGAGAUUAAAAGUUUAACAUCACUAGCCACUGAUAUAUCAAGUACUUUCUUAACAGCAAGAUCAAGUUUCUUUACGGAUACAAGCAGCAACAUGUUGGUAAAUGCAACUGGUCUAUCUCCUUCAAGUUUUUCAGGUGAUGUCACUCUUCCUGUUCUUGUCUCCUUCAGUCUUGAUCUAAGAGCCAGUGGACAGCUGGCUCUUAAUUUCUCUGAGGCAGUUCGCUACACUGCCAGUCUCCAGAGCACCAUCAUGCUACAGAACAGGGUCACCAACCCUACAGUAGUCAUUAGUCUUAAUUCAGGAGAGGCUGCAACAAAGACAAGGCUUGACGAGGUGACGAUAACCCUCUCCAGUUCUCACACAAAUCAACUACUAACUGAUCCCGAUAUAGCAGAGACUACUAGUGCCCUCUACAUAUCAAUGACUCCUGGAGGAAUAUAUGACUACAGCAAUGGACAGGGACAGACUAUAGCAUCACUCACUCAAAAAGCAACUUCUCUUUAUCGUACAUGUUUUGAUGCUAAUACGUACAACAAUGCUAGUCUUGGCACAUGUGAGAUGUGUUCUCCAUCUUGUGUUGGAGGCUGCACUGGGUCAAGAACAAUAGCUGGUCCUGGUGGCUGCAGCCAGUGCAGUGUUAUUGAACUGGACACUAAUGGAGAUCAGGUCACUUGUCUUCCGACUGGUUCACAGUGCCCCAUUGAUUAUUACAGUGACACCAGUACAUCAUUCGUUGGACUCAGUUCAGGCGGUCAACUGUGUCGUCCUUGUCAUGAAACAUGUGCAACAUGUAACAAUGGAGGAGAGAACUCCUGCACUUCCUGCCAAUCGGCAUUCAUUGUCAAUAGUUUUGGUAGUUUAUCUCAAUGUGCGAUGUCCUGUGGGUCUAAUGUCACUGAUUGUUUCUACUGCCAUAUCGAGUGUAAUGGUUGCACUGGGUCUACCAAUCGUGACUGUGUCUCAUGUAAGGGUUUAAUGAGGACUAAUUCUCAAGGUCAAAGGGUUUGUGCUCCUAGUUGCAACUCUAAUCAAUACCUCUCAGAGAAGAAUGGAGAGUUCUUUUGCUUUGAUUGUCAUCCCCAGUGCUCCGGUUGCACAGGCCCUGCUAACACUCAGUGCAGUCACUGCAGAAAUGUGAACAAUACCUUCACUAGUGAGAAUGAGUGUAUUGCUGCCUGCCCUUUUGGCUCUUAUUCUGAUGAUAACAACAAGUGCAGGGCCUGUGAUCCUCAGUGUAGUGGCUGUAGUGGUCCUUCUUCAUCAAACUGCUCAGUCUGCAGUGAGGAAUCCAUUACACAGACCAAUGGAGAGUCAGUCUGUGUUCCAUCAUGUCCACUCUGGCAGAUCUAUGAUCUCAGUAGCAGCAGCUGUGCACUAACAAAUGAUGCUCAGUUAGCAGUUAUUGUGGUAGCAUCAGUGACUGGUGGAGUCCUAUUGGUAUUAGCUUGUUUGUUGGCCUGUUGCUGUAUAUUCUGCUGCAGGAAGAAGCUAAAACUCGAUGCUGAUGAUGACAUUGAGUUAACUGGAGGUGUUGCAUUCAAAAGAGGCUCAUACCUUACAAGCAAAAUGAGUUCAUUAUAAAAACACACAAAAAACAAUAAAUUUUUAAUUUUAAACUGAAAAUGUCACUAUCUAAUUUAUAACAAUAUUUUCUGUAAUCCCACACACAUUAUUAUUAUUAUUAUUAUUAUUGUUAUUAUUAUUAUUAUUAUUAAUGUAGUUUUAAAAUGUCACUCAGUAU